CUCACUUUUCCAUUUGACUUGCUCAGCACCAACCUCAUCAUGGCUGCCACCCCCAACGACCACAAAACCAUGAAGCUUGUCGGGUACGAGAACUUCGUGCGCCACAACCCCAAGUCGGACCGCUUUGCCAUGCACAAGUUCCACCACGUUGAGUUCUACACCCAGGACGCGACCAACGUGUCCAAGCGCUUCGGCUGGGCAGCCGGCUUGAAGCUCGUCUCCAAGUCUGAUCAGAGCACGGGCAACCACGCUUACGCCAGUUACGUGAUGCAAUCGGGCGACCUGCAGAUCGUCAUCACGGCGCCGUACUCGCGCCAACAGCAAAAGGCCGACAACAUCGCCCCCAACCAAGGGUUUGACAACGCGUACGCCCACGAAUUCUGCGCCAAGCACGGGCUGGCCGUCCGCGCGAUGGCCAUUUCGGUCGAUGACGCCACGGUUGCGUACGAAACCGCAGUCAAGAACGGCGCGGUGGGUGUCACCAGCCCCAAGACGUCCACCGAUGCCGCGACCGGCGAAUUCCAAGUGCUGUCGGAAGUUAAGCUGUACGGCGACGUGGUGCUUCGCUUUAUCUCGGGCAACUACACCGGUCGCUUCCUCCCUGGCUACCAAAACGUGGAAGGCCCGGAUGUGAGCAUUGGCCUCCAGCGCCUCGACCACGCCGUGGGCAACGUGCCCAACCUCAUGGAAGCCGUCAACGACAUCUGUGGGUUCACUGGCUGGCACGAGUUUGCCGAGUUCACCACGGACGACGUCGGCACGGUCGACUCGGGACUCAACUCGAUGGUGCUGGCCAACAACACAGAGACCAUCCUGUUGCCUAUGAAUGAGCCUACGUUUGGCACCAAGCGCAAGUCGCAGAUCCAGACGUUCUUGGAGCAAAACGAAGGCGCGGGGCUCCAGCACAUGGCACUCAAGACCGAUGACAUCUUCCACACCAUGUCUGAGAUGCGCAAGCGUACGCACUUGGGCGGGUUUGACUUUAUGCCCAAGCCGUCUGCCGCGUACUACAAGAACCUCCCGGCGAAGAUUGGCGACGUGUUCACGGCGGCGCAGUACGAGAAGAUCGAGCAGCUCGGUCUGUUGGUGGACAAGGACGACCAAGGCAUUUUGCUGCAGAUCUUCACCAAGCCAUUGGGCGACCGCCCCACGUGCUUUUUCGAAAUCAUCGAACGAGUCGGAUGCAUGGAAGAGAUCGGUGGGCGAUUGGAACAAGCCGCGGGCUGCGGCGGGUUUGGCAAGGGCAAUUUCUCGGAACUGUUCAAGUCCAUUGAAGACUACGAGCGCACGUUGGACGUCUAAGUUGAAGAAGUCUCCCAGUUUUGUAUUAUUAUAUGAACCAUCAAUACUAUUUUGCUAAGCUUAAACGUAUCGCGAUGAUUGUUUGGCCA
Aphanomyces astaci is the source of this 1391-nucleotide messenger RNA. Its product is annotated as 4-hydroxyphenylpyruvate dioxygenase. Lineage: Eukaryota; Oomycota; Saprolegniomycetes; Saprolegniales; Verrucalvaceae. Gene Ontology annotation, biological process: L-tyrosine catabolic process. Gene Ontology annotation, molecular function: 4-hydroxyphenylpyruvate dioxygenase activity. The transcript has a single exon. The record is from RefSeq and is a predicted model, not a curated record. Bases 40 to 1302 code for a protein of 420 amino acids.